Molecule: messenger RNA, 675 nt
Organism: Diversispora eburnea
Lineage: Eukaryota; Fungi; Glomeromycota; Glomeromycetes; Diversisporales; Diversisporaceae
Source: the annotation of a GenBank genome assembly
AUGUGCAGAGCUUUAAUAAAUCGUAUUGAGGUUGCUGAACAGUCUGCUAAGUCUUUAAAACGUAAAAGGCAAGAAAAUGCAGCAAAAUUUCUCGGUGAAGAAUAUUAUCGUGCGUGGGUAAGAUUUACCAAUGUACUGAAAAAUAUUAAAGACUUUGCUGAAGAUGUAAUACAACAAUCGGUGAUUCGAAAAUAUUUAAAUGCUAAUGCCGUUAAAGAAGCAUAUGAUAAAAAUAUUAAAGAAUUUGAAGAUUGCUUGUCGAGAUCUGCAAUUAUCAACGAAUUUACAGAUGGAAUGAAAAAUAUUUCGCAACAGAUAAAUAUUCUAUCGGAACAAUUACCUGUACCAACAUUUCCAAUUAUCACACCAUUCGAAGAUGGAAUUAAAGCACAUAAAAAGAAGCAAUACAAGGAAGCUUGGGAAUAUUUUAAUGAGCAUGCUGAUUUAGGACUUAGCUUAGCAAGAUAUUGGAAAGGGUAUUAUCUUGUGAAAGGAUAUCUCAUGGUUAAUAUAAGUAAUGGUAGUUCAGAAAAUUAUGAUAUCAUUUUAAAAUAUAUGAAAGUUGCUGCCGAUGGAGGAAGUGGAAAGGCUCUUUAUAAUCUAAGUGAUAUUUAUCUUCAUGGAAAAUUUGGAGUGGAAAAGAUGAAAAAAAAGGAAAUGAAUAUUUUAAAUUAG